AGAUACUGAAAAUUUCUAAAACAAUAACAUUAGUAAGAAUGGUGUCCAUCCAUAUAAAUAGAGUAAAAGAUGGAUAAAUUGAUAAACUGUAAAAGUAAUGAUAUAAAUCCAAAUAAUCAGACCUCCGAAGAUCAUAUGAUUACAAAACUCAUCCACUUUAAUGUAAAGGGGAACUAUUUUUAUAGUUUUAACAGUUGUCAAACAUAGAAUUUAUUAACCCGCUCGAUAAGAAUAAUAUUUAAUUUCUAUAGGUUGAUAAAUGAAGUAUAUAAGAGCUGCUAUAUAAAGUGAGAGGAACCAUAUAAGCUAUAGGUCAAGGUAGCAAAGAUUGUACAAUAGAGCAAGUCUAGUAAGACAAUUUCAAAGAUAGACUAAUUGUCUAUCUAAAUACUGAAUAUAUUGAAGGAUCACAUUUGAUACAAAAUAAAAUAAAGGACUAAAUCUAGAAAAA
This is a messenger RNA of Paramecium octaurelia, 451 nucleotides long. Lineage: Eukaryota; Ciliophora; Oligohymenophorea; Peniculida; Parameciidae. The record is from the annotation of a GenBank genome assembly.